Microdochium trichocladiopsis is the source of this 1531-nucleotide messenger RNA. RefSeq names its product TfdA family taurine catabolism dioxygenase TauD. Gene Ontology annotation, molecular function: oxidoreductase activity. The coding region runs from base 109 to 1389 and encodes 426 amino acids. The record is from RefSeq and is a predicted model, not a curated record. NCBI's taxonomy places the organism in Eukaryota, Fungi, Ascomycota, Sordariomycetes, Xylariales, Microdochiaceae. The transcript has 4 exons.
GCCGCUUCCCACUCACAACUAAACGGCGCAGCCUCUCGAACCGUAGCUCCUAAACCUCCAUUUCAAGAACCCUGAUCCGCCCCUCAGCGACCCCAGCACUGUACAAAAAUGUCCACCACAGCCACCCUGUCCUCUGUCGAGACUGCUUCAGUCACACCGGCGGCUCUCCCGCCGCCGGGCCAGCCAGACAUUGCGUACGCUCCAGAUCGCGAGAAGUGGCAGGCCCGAGUUGCACGUCGCCUUGCGCAAGGUGGCUUGACCAAGUCGUUGCCAGAAGGGUUCCCGCAACAGCUUGAAGGCGAUUUGGUAUGGGAGGGCCAGACAUUGGCCGAAAAGUACGCCUGGACGUAUGUGUUGAGCGAGGCACAGCUGGCAGAGAUUGAUGCAGCCGUUGAACAUUUCAAGUCCCUCAAUCUCACCUCGGGCCACGUUUCCAGCAAGACCUUCCCUCUGCCGACCCUGCACGCGGAGCUCAGGCGCCUAUCUCGCGAGCUGCACCGUGGCCACGGAUUUUUCGUGCUUCGCGGCUUACAGCCAGAUAAGUACUCUCGUGCCGACAAUGUUCUCAUUUACACGGGCAUCUCGUCGCACAUUGCGGACAAGCGCGGUCGGCAGGACCACAAGUUCAACGGAGCACCUGCCGAUGUGGUGCUCACGCACAUCAAGGACCUCAGCGAGAAGAAGUCGCCCGGCAGUGGCAACAGCAACAGCAGCACCGUGAUUGGCAGCCCGGCGUACACAACGGACCGCCAGGUCUUCCACACCGACUCGGGCGAUAUCGUGAGCCUGUUUGCGCUCGAGACGGCGCUGCAUGGCGGUGCGAGCAAGCUGGCAAGCACAUGGCGCGUGUACAACGAGAUUGCACGCACGCGGCCGGACCUGAUUCAUACUCUGGCAGAGAACUGGGAUGUGGAAGUCUUCGACCAUGUUGCCGGCAAGGAGUGGUCAACCCGCCCGCUCGUCUUCCACCAGCCGGCCUCCCCGAGCACGCCAGAGCGCGUCAUCCUGCAAUAUGCCCGGCGAUACUUUGUCGGCUUCGGCGCCCUGCCGCGCAGCCACAACAUCCCGCCCAUCACCGAGGCGCAGGCCGAGGCGCUCGACACGCUGCAUUUUCUGGGAGAGAAAUUCUGCGUCAACACCUCGUUUGAGAAGGGGGACAUCCAGUAUGUGAACAACCUCGCGGUGUUCCAUGCCAGGGACGGGUUUGUCGAUGGAGAGGGGAAGCAUCGACACCUCCUCCGCCUCUGGCUGCGCGACUCGGAGAAUGCAUGGCCCACGCCCGAGGUCCUGCAGCCAAGAUGGGAGCAGCUCUAUGACGGGGUGACGCCCGAGGCAUCUGUUCUGCCGCUUGAGCCAUACAUUCGCAGUGCUUCCAACAAGGCCCGUUGAUUGAGGAAUCAAGAGGACGAAGCCGGUUUUGAGGAUUAUCAACAGCUUACAUGCGGAAGAUGUUCCGUACAUGUGAGGAUGGCAUAUCUUUGUCUGAAUUCACUUCCCUGUUACAUUCGGACGGCGUGUGUAUAGUGUAGCU